AUGCGCGAGGAGGUUUCCUGCGCCAACUCCCCUGAAGGGGGGCUGGGGGCCAGCGAGGAGGAGCUGGAGAGGGGCUCCAAGAAGAGUGGGCCAACGGGGGGGCGAAAACGGGUGCCGUACCCCAAGAAGGACAGUUUGGGUCGGGCCGAGGAGAGGGCCGUGGUCAGCGGGAGCCCCAACUGCCUGGUUCCGUCGGGGCCAAAGCGGCAGAAGAAGCAACAGAGCUCCCCCACGUCGGUGGUGUGCGUGGCCCCAUCCGUGCUGAGCUCCAGCGGCCUCGGCUUGGGCCCGGGCGGCGAGCCCUUCGAGGACCUGCACACGCAGCGAGUAAUCGCCAACGUUCGCGAGCGCCAGCGCACGCAGUCGCUGAACGACGCCUUCGCCUCGCUGCGUAAGAUCAUCCCCACUCUGCCGUCCGACAAACUUAGCAAGAUCCAGAUCCUGAAACUGGCGUCACGCUACAUCGACUUCCUGUACCAGGUGCUGCAGAGUGAUGAGAUGGACGCCAAGCUGGCUAGCUGCAACUACCUAGCCCACGAACGCCUCAGCUACGCCUUUUCCGUCUGGAGGAUGGAGGGUGCCUGGGCAAUGUCUGCCAGCCACUAGUGUCCCCUCUCCAUCCUGCUCUGCCCGUCCUGCUCUGUCUUACCCAUACUUUGUCUGCCCCUUCCUUCUUGUACUGCCUAACCCCACCAUCCCUGGCCUCCCCUAACCCACUAUCACUGUACCCCCUAACCCUACCUUCCCUGGCCUCCCCUAACCCACUAUCUCUGUACCCCCUAACCCCACCAUCCCUGUCCUCCCCUAACCCACUAUCACUGUACCCCCUAACCCUACCUUCCCUGUCCUCCCCUAACCCACUAUCUCUGUACCCCCUAACCCCACCAUCCCUGUCCUCCCCUAACCCACUAUCUCUGUACCCCCUAACCCUACCAUCCCUGUCCUCCCCUAACCCACUAUCUCUGUACCCCCUAACCCCACCAUCCCUGUCCUCCCCUAACCCACUAUCACUGUACCCCCUAACCCUACCUUCCCUGUCCUCCCCUAAACCACUAUCUCUGUACCCCCUAACCCUACCUUCCCUGUCCUCCCCUAACCCACUAUCUCUGUACCCCCUAACCCCACCAUCCCUGUCCUCCCCUAACCCACUAUCUCUGUACCCCCUAACCCCACCAUCCCUGUCCUCCCCUAACCCACUAUCUCUGU
Messenger RNA from Salvelinus fontinalis (brook trout), 1206 nucleotides. Its product is annotated as twist-related protein 2-like. The transcript has a single exon. Lineage: Eukaryota; Metazoa; Chordata; Actinopteri; Salmoniformes; Salmonidae. Gene Ontology annotation, molecular function: DNA-binding transcription factor activity, RNA polymerase II-specific; RNA polymerase II transcription regulatory region sequence-specific DNA binding; protein dimerization activity. Bases 1 to 606 code for a protein of 201 amino acids. The record is from RefSeq and is a predicted model, not a curated record. Gene Ontology annotation, biological process: developmental process; regulation of transcription by RNA polymerase II.